AUGGCGCCCGCGAUCGGGGAGGAUGCCAAGUUGGCAAGCUCCACGCUCUAUGAGGAAAAUGUGCAUUUUGGCACGCACUUGGAGGUCUGGGGGAGCUGGUAUGACACAGAGAAGAAGUGUUGGGGAUAUGCCUGCUGCAAGGGGACAAGGCAAAGACAAAGACGCUGCCCAAAGACAGCCCCGCUUGCAGAAGGAGAAGUGGAGGAGGAGGAUGACUUGGAGGUCAAGGUCAGCCGCCGCCUAGCAGAGCUCUUGGAGAAGAAUCCCAGUUUUUGCGGGGACGUGCCGACUCCUGACCAGGAGAAGAUUUGGUCGGACGUGGAGCUGCGAAACUAUGUCCACAGCAACGGCCUCAUCCGCCCAGCAAGGACAAAAGGCCAGCAAAAGCCUGAGCCCACGGCUGCCGAUUGGAAGGUGCUAGAGCUGGAGCCUGGCACAGACCCUGCCCAGCUCAAGAAGGCCUACAGACGUCUUGCUCUAAAGUUCCAUCCAGACAAGCACCACGGGGACAAGGACAAGGCCACUGCGACGGAGAAGUUUCGCAAGGUGGUUGCCGCGUACGAGGCCAUUGCUGGGCACGUGGCAGAGAUUCCAGCGGUUGCUGCAACGACUGAUGGCGGCCAGAAGCGUCGCUGGCGCAUCGUCGUUGUGGAUUAA
Messenger RNA from Symbiodinium natans, 657 nucleotides. The record is from the annotation of a GenBank genome assembly. Lineage: Eukaryota; Dinophyceae; Suessiales; Symbiodiniaceae.